Molecule: messenger RNA, 1299 nt
Organism: Pestalotiopsis fici W106-1
Lineage: Eukaryota; Fungi; Ascomycota; Sordariomycetes; Amphisphaeriales; Sporocadaceae
Exons: 1
Coding region: 1-1299 (432 amino acids)
Molecular function (GO): nucleotide binding
Source: RefSeq, a predicted model, not a curated record
AUGGCCGGCUCAAAGAAGAGAUAUGCCCUGAUCGGCACAGGUGGACGAGCAAUCUUCUUUUACACGGCCAUAGCGAGAGAUUAUAGCAACACUUCCUGUAUCGUGGGCAUUGCAGACACGAACCAGACACGCAUGAAUUUUGCCAACGACAAACUCGAGUCUCUUGGUCAUCCCAAGGUGCCCACCUACCUGGCAUCCUACUUUGACAAGUUCAUUACCGAGACGAAGCCCGACGAAGUGAUUGUCACAACCAUCGACCGGACGCACAACAUCUACAUUGUACGGGCGCUCGAACUCGGCUGCAAUGUCGUGACCGAAAAACCCAUGACCAUUGAUGUACCUCGCUGCCUGCAAAUAUUCGACGCCGUCGAGAAAACUGGCAACAAGGUGCGCGUAACCUUCAACUACCGCUAUGCACCGCACAAUACAAAGGUGUUUGAACUGCUGCGGUCGGGAGCCAUUGGCACCGUCACGAGCGUCCACUUUGAAUGGGCGCUGAACACGUCCCACGGCGCCGACUACUUUCGCCGCUGGCACCGCGACCGGCGCAACAGCGGCGGCCUGCUCGUCCACAAGAGCACCCACCACUUUGACCUGGUCAACUUUUGGCUGCAGACGCGGCCCCAGACCGUCUACGCCCAGGGCGACCUCAAGUUCUACGGCCGCGAGAACGCCGAGGCCCGCGGGGUCCGCGACUUUUACACGCGCGCGCACGGCAGCGACGUGGCCCGCCGGGACCCCUUUGCCCUGCACCUCGAGGACCACGCGCAGCUCAAGGCCAUGUACCUCGACGCCGAGCACGAGGACGCCUACUACCGGGACCAGAGCGUCUUUGGCGACGGCAUCAGCAUCGAAGACACCAUGAACCUGCUGGUGCGGUACAAGAACGGCGCCGUCAUGACGUACUCGCUCACGGCCUACGCGCCCUGGGAGGGCUUCCGCGUCAAUUUCAACGGCACCGGCGGCCGGCUCGAGCUCGAGGUGGUCGAGAACAGCUACGUCAACUCGGGUGGCGACCAGGCUGCCGAGGGUUCCAUCGAAAAGACGACGCUGCUGCUACGUCCGCUCCUGGAGAAGCCCCAAGAGAUUGAGAUCCCGCAGGGCACUGGCGCCCAUGGUGGAGGUGACACUGUACUGCUGAACGAUCUCUUUGGCGAGCCUGUCUCUGAUGAGUAUAUGCGUGCCGCGAGCCACGUGGACGGCGCCUUGUCUAUCUUGACGGGCAUAGCUGCCAAUAAGUCGAUAGCUACUGGACAAGUGGUCAACGUUGAUGAUGUGCUCAAGAUACCUCGGACAUAG